Drosophila erecta is the source of this 538-nucleotide messenger RNA. RefSeq lists its product as uncharacterized. The coding region runs from base 1 to 513 and encodes 170 amino acids. The record is from RefSeq and is a predicted model, not a curated record. The transcript has a single exon. Lineage: Eukaryota; Metazoa; Arthropoda; Insecta; Diptera; Drosophilidae.
AUGACAUUCAAACUGUGGCUGCUCCCGAUCGCACUACUUCUGGCCUCCUCCGAGGCCUCCUUCCACUCCUGCCACUUCAUGCUAGAAAACGAAAUUCCAUUUAGCCUGGCCUGCAAGGCCAAGUACAGCACCGACCUGAAGCUGAACUACCGAGACGUUUGGCUCAGGGCCGACAUGCCCUACUGGCUGUGGUGGAGACGACGGCCCAGUUUGGAGUUGCUGAUCUCCUUUUAUGAGUCGCCCAUUUCGCCGUGCCUGAACGUUAGCCUGAGCCUCAACUGCCUCCAUUGCGCGGACUCCGAGGAGCCUGGCAUCCACAUUCGACCCGAGGGCAUCCACUGCUUCGACUUCUCCUUCUCCUACGUGCGGGAUCUGAUGAAGCACUGCGGCCUUUCGCCGGCCACGAAGUUUGGUCGCGUCGCCAUUCUGUAUGCGCGGCGGGUGCCCAAUCGGGAUGUUCCCUCUCGGGCAGCCAGGACUUGGCCCGGGAUCCUGGGCGUCAGCAUUCCCUGAGAAUGUCGAUGCCAAACGCAGGGCC